Molecule: messenger RNA, 1533 nt
Organism: Rosa chinensis
Lineage: Eukaryota; Viridiplantae; Streptophyta; Magnoliopsida; Rosales; Rosaceae
Product: 1-acyl-sn-glycerol-3-phosphate acyltransferase 2
Exons: 11
Coding region: 192-1376 (394 amino acids)
Cellular component (GO): endomembrane system
Molecular function (GO): 1-acylglycerol-3-phosphate O-acyltransferase activity
Source: RefSeq, a predicted model, not a curated record
CCUGUCAAAGAAAGAAUUAGAAGACUAGAUUGAUUUCUCAAAAAAAAAAAAAAGAGUGUUUAGAUUGAACCGAACCGUCUUCAUCGAUGUUUCCCGCUCUAUUCUGAAACCCUAGGGUUUGAGUCGACCACAGUUUUCUUUCCUCAGCGAUUUGAAUCGUUCGGUGUUUUGUGAAUCAAUUCGUUUCUCUGAUGGUUUUGCCCAUGGCGAUUGCACUCGGAAUCCUCUUUUCAGUGGUCGUGGUCCUCCAUCCGCUAAUCCUUCAUCUCAUCCCGGUGGUGCUGCUCUGCGUCUCAGGACUCUUUGCCAAUCUGGUUCAGGCGUUUUGCUUUGUUUGUAUCUGGCCGAUUUCGAAGAACGCAUACGCAAGGAUAAACGGCGUGGUUAAAGAAUUGGAUUGGCGGGUUCUGCUAGGCCUCAUUGAUUGGUGUGCUGGCGUUAAGAUCCUAGAGUGCGUAGAGCUCGAAACCAGCCAGUUAAAGGGUGAAGAACAUGAACUUGUCAUAUCCAAUGCUAGAAAUGGUGCCGAUCCUCUUCUUGAACUGGUUCUCGCUCAGUGGUCAGGUUGCCUUGGCAGUUUAUUAGCUGUAAUAAAGACAUCAGCAAGAUACAUACCGGUCAUAGGUUGGUCAAUGUGGUUUUCUGGAUAUGUUUUUUCAGGAAGAAGUUGUGACCAAGAUGCCAGAAAACUUAAGUCAGAUCUAAAAGACUUCCCUCAACCCUUUUGGUUAUCUGUUGUGCUAGAAAGAACUGGUUUUACUCAGGGAGAGCUUCUAGCUGCACAGAGGCUUCCUGUCCCUAGCAAGGUUUUGAGUCCUGAUACUAAGGAUUUGGUCUAUGCAGUAAGACGUGCGUACUCUGUUGUUUCAGCCAUUUAUGUCAUAACAGUGGCCAUUCCUGAAACUUCACCUCCACCUACACUUGAAAGUGUAAUUAAAGGGGGACCUUCUGUGGUGCAUGUGUACAUCAAGCAGCAUGCGACUAAAAAAUGUUCUGAAACUGAUGAUGCUGUUAAAAAGUGGUGCACAGAAAUACUUGCAGCCAAGAUAGCAGAACAAACUUUUGGCAAUAAAGGAUUGCAAGCUAUUGGUCGGUCACUUAAGUGUUUCUUGGUUGUUAUCUCUCUAAUCGUGUUAGGGUCUCUAAAGUUCAACUUCGUCUGCUGUUCCACACUGCUUGUAUUGAGUGCUGCCCUGUUUACUGGCCGGGUGCUUACUCUGUUCGGCUGUGGAGUGCUUUCGCUGUUGCAGUGUUUCAUGGAGGCCGCUAUAGCAAAUAUUAGUUGGUCAGAGCACCUCAAGCCCAUCUGUGGCUGGUUGAUUGAUAUUCUUGGAGAAUUGCUUUCGACGCUUCCCUGUGACAGACCUUGGUUGUGAACAAUUCAAAAAAAGUCUUGUCUUAGACUUCUGUGUAUAAUGAUAGUAUGAAAAAUUAUGACUAGCUUAAUAUGAAGUUUUGGGGAUUAGUUUCUCCUAAUUGUGCCAUGUACCUAGAAUGUGAGAAAUCUAUUAAAAGUCAUCAAACUUUCCCUUG